UUCACUUAUCAUAACCGUAGAGAGGAAGGCAACUAAACAAAAGCACAGCAGCUGAGCAGCACACCGAAUUCUGCAAGUGCAAUCUGUAUGCAGAGGAUUUCUUUGUGGAUGCGCCAUAGCAACCGAGCUGCAAAUCCGUAUUGCAAAUUAUUGGCUGAAACUGAAUUCAUGGCACACAGAAGACCGAGCAAAAGACGGACUACAGUGUACGACUGAGGGAAUUCUCCUGUUAGGAUCGUGACCGAUUUGUGACGCUUGGUUCCGAGGUGCUUAAGCUCACGUUGACAGACGCUGAGAUCAGUCCUGGGGGAUGACGCUGGUUGACGAAUGGAAGGACAGAGCACAUGCAUGCUGGAGACAACAUGAGCGUGAUCCUUUUGUGUCUAUUUGCCAUGCAUGAGCGACGGUGGUAUGGAGGAGAGGACAACGAAAAGAAUCCAUUCAUUUACCUCUUGGCUUGCCUUAAAAUUCCCCUUCUACUACACUCCGUUCACCUCCCCUCCCCUUUCUCUUUCUCGCUUUCACUCUCUCACUCCCUCCCACAGUUUCUCUCCUCCCUUCACUUAUCAAAGCCAGUAGCCUAGUAUUCUCUCUACAGCUGAUUCCUCUAUGGUCUCUUGGAAAAACAGCCUGCACAUCUCUUACUUCCUUCUUAAGGCAAGACCUUUUUAAACAUUUUUGUCCCCAGGACAGCAGGAUGCUUCCAUGCAGGCUUUGAUUUCUUUCUCUCCUUGUGCUUUCCCCUUCCCCUUCCCUCUCCUAAAUUCCUGCCCUUUGACCCUGACCCUCCCCUUUCCCCUCAAUUGCCCCAAACCCUCUAUUCCCUUCUCUAUCUUCACACCCACUUGACCAUGUUGCCAUGUGUCUGCCGGGUCCAUCCUCUCCUUGCCUUUAUCUCAUUUGCCUUGCUGACACGAGGGGAAACCUGUCCAGCCACCUGCAAGUGCCCGGACCCUCACACGGUAGAUUGUAGCGGUCGAGGACUCACUCGUCUCCCAGAGGAGAUCCCGCUGGAUGUGCGCAGAUUGCUGCUGUCCAACAACUGGAUUCCUCGCAUUCCUGCUGACUUUCUAGUGCUUUACAGUGACUUGGUAUAUCUGGAUCUCCGGAACAAUUCGCUCUCACACAUUGAACCAGGAACUUUGAGCACCUCUUCUAGGCUAGUUUUCUUGGACUUGGGCAGCAACAACCUGACUGAGAUCCCGAAAGGAACAUUUGGCGAGUCGCGAAGUCUCAUCAAGUUGCGCUUGGGCAACAAUCCUCAUCUGAGUAUGGUCAAUGAGGAUGCCUUUAGGGGCUUGACCUCACUACGAGAACUUGAAUUGGAGCGCAAUGCCCUUUCCAGUCUCGAGGUUGGUGCGUUGAGCCAGCUGCCUUCUCUGCGGGUUGUCAGGUUAGAGGGCAACCCUUGGGUGUGCAACUGCAACUUUGCCAACCUUUUCGCUUGGUUAGUUGAGAACAGCCACAAGCUUCCAAAUGGUAUCGACAGUAUGGAGUGCUCUUUGCCCACUGAUGGCCGCCGUGUGCCUCUCAGUCAGCUAUCCCAGGACAGUUUCCGGGAGUGUCAGAUCACCCUGACCCUCACCGACUUCCUCAUCAUCAUCUUCUCGGGCAUCUCCGUGUCCGUAGCGGCCAUCAUGGCCAGCUUCUUCCUGGCUUCCACCGUGCACUGCUUCCAGCGUUGGAGCAAAGGUACCAAAGGCGAGGAUGAAGAGAGCGAAGAAUAAGAAUUAGGAAAUCGGAUCAGACACAUCGGACUGUGUGAACAAUCAGACACCAGCUACAUGAACAAGAAAAGUGGAUGAGAAGAACAACACGGCACACCUGUACUACUAAAAUGGCUGAUUAUUCCCAUCAAUGGAUCAAUCCAUGGGUAAAACGGAAAACAUGGAAAGUAGCCAUAGUAUUUCAAUUUUGUGGUUAAAUUGUUACAUUAGGGUGUAAUGGAUUACAAUCAGUAUCAUAAUAUUCUAAGAUAUAAUUAAUAAUCUUAAAAAAUAGAAGACUUGCUGCUAUUUUAUUGUGCCAAAUUAGUGCGGAUAGGAUGGAAAGCCUAAUUAAGAAUGUUUUAAUAGAAACGGGAAAAGUUGCAGGUUGAAGGAAGUAAAAAUGAAAAAAUGGUAGGAAGGAAGGAAGGAAGGAAGGAAGGAAGGAAGGAAGGAAACCAUUUAAUCGUUUCCUAUUUUGUCCACAGGUUUAAAAUAAUCAACAAAAGCAUACAAACAAAAAUGUAAGAUAUCUACAGUAGAUAAGGAAUGAAAAGCUCAAAUGUUAAAUGCACUUUAAAAAAUAAAUGUCCUCCUACAUCCAGUCUUACCUACAGUAAUGGACCUGCCCAGAUCUGCCAAAGAUGAUACUCAGAAAUGACUGACAAUAAGAGUUUAAAAUGGUUUAAAAAGCUGGAGGUGUGUUGCAAAAUAUAUAUAUAUAUAUAUAGAUUUAUUUUUGCUUUCAGACACGUGUGAAUAUGUAUAAUCAAAUGACAUAUCUAAAUGUAUUUGCGAUACUGCUUAUUUAACUUCAGCAUCAUGCUUCCAGAUAUUCACUUAGUUAUGGAGGCAAGGAAAGAAAUACACUUCUUUCAUGUUGUGAUAUGUCAUUGCUUACAUCUUAUUGAAAGAAAAAAAGAAAAAAAAAAGAAAUAUUGGUAUAUCUGUUUAUUGUUGUCCUGUGUAAACUGAAGCAUUAUAAUUAGAUAAAAUUAAAUGAAAGUCAUAUAAUAAAAAAAGCCCUCAGUUUAGCAAUUUAGCUGUACAAAUUAGCCAAAAAAGCCAUAUUUCAUAAGAAUGUGUGAAUGGUUUUGACAAAGAAAACUGGAGCCAUAUUCCCCAUUGUGGGACGAAUAAAAGGUAUAUCUUAUCUUAUAUUAGAGAAGCAACAUGAAUAUUAAACCAAGCUAACCUUGCGUUUUUAUUAGGAAUAGGAAAAAAACUAAACUUAAUGAUUGAAAACUAAAUUUUGGUCCACUUUUUUCUCUGGAAUUGAGAAUUUUCCUAAAUAAAAUGUAAAAUGAACUUUCAUGCUAGUUAUGGAUUCUUAGCUUCCUGAUAAAUUUCUAGCUAAAACCCUCACUGUGAGGAAAAGUUUCCUAUAAAGAGAUGAACAGAAUUGCACUGAAAGUCUCUCACAUAGACUGAAUACAUUUUUCAGUAAGGAAUUUAGAUAGUUACAGGUUUUUGCAUUAGAAAUUUUAGAAGUUCUUGCUAAAGAGAAGCCUUAAGGUUCUACCAACCCCCCAAACAUAAAGAGGUUCUAGGUUUAUUUCUUUUCUUUAUGAAUAUACACAUAAUUAUUAUAAAAAAAAGACUAAUUCUUUAAAAAUUAAAAUGUUCCCUUUUUAAAUACAGACCAUUGUAGUUUUCAGUGAAGAGCGUCAUUGAAAAGCAAGAACCCACCAGAAACUGUUCUUUCUAACAGUCAUCCAUUUUUAUUUCAUUUUUGUUCCAUUUGUUUUCUUUUGUUUCAUGUUACGUGAUUGACUCCAUAUUGGCACCUUUAAGGAGAAUUUAUCACACUAUAUAUAACAGGGGCAAUAAAAAGCAAAUAAAUAAGUAAGUGAGUAAGUAAGCAAAUCAACAAACAAACAAACAAACAAAUAAAUAAAUAAAUAUCAAGUAUCCCACAAAAACUCUUACAAAAUUCAAUCAACCUUAUGUUUUAGGGUUACAUGUAAAAUCACUUCUGCUAGCUUGGGGCAAAUCAAAUGACUCUUAACACAAAAGCCAAAACAAGAUUACAUAUCGAUCCUAUUAUAGUCACAGUCAUACACAUGAAUGGAAGGGUUAAGGAGUUAAGUCUUCAAUAAUGAAAUGAAACUAUCAAAUAUUUUAAAAGAUGUGUAUUUUAAAGGGCAGUAAACAGCAACAAUAACUAAAAUAAUAAUUCGAUCGAUAUUUGUGUGACAGACUUUCUGCCCUUUCAAACUACAUUCAUUUCCACAAGUUCACUAUGGUGCAGAUUUAUAAAGAACUCAGCUGCUUGAUUAUUUCUGCAUCUUGGUGAACUUCUACAGCUCUUGUGCACAUAUGCUUCUGUAUGUGCAGGUAAAAAUCCCAGAACAGCCUCCACAAUGUUGAGAUCAGGGCUCUGUGGGGGCCAAAACCAUCUGCUGCAGAGCGCCGUGUUCUUCUGUUUCGAUAAAGCACUUGUAUAAUAAUGGAAUGAAUUUGAAAAUCUGCUCCUUUCUUUUCUAUGCACUAAUGCAGAUGGCAUAACAUAAGAAAAACAGAAGAUAAAAACUAUAUUUAAACAUUUGGUAGAUGCUCUUAUCCAGAGCAACUUACUGUAUGUGUGUUUUUUUAUACAACUGAGAAAUUGAGGGUUAAGGACCUUGUUCAAGAGCACAGCCUUGGACACUUGUGGUUGACCUGGGAAUUGAACUCAUGACCUUAGGAGCAAUGGGCCAACACUAUGCUACCACACCCCACUUAUAAAGCUUAUUGAAUAAUACAGAACAGUGUGUUCAGUAUACUAUAUUCUUAUAUAUUCUAGGUGACUGCAUCAUGAAAAGAAAACUUUUCUUUAACAAAUCUCCUUUUACAGCAAGUCAGAAUGAUUGACCCGUUUCUAUAAGCGCUCAAAACCAAGCCAUUGGAUUUGAACAAGCAGCGGUGAUUGCACCAAAUCACACUGAAUGGCAUCUUAAACUGCCUAUUUGUUUGGGACCGUAGUCAAAAUCUCCAUCAUUUUUCAUUUCCAGAGUUAGACAGAGUUAAGAUUUUCAUGAUGACUAAUAAGCUGUAUACCCUUGUACGCCCUAAUAUUGCUGAUUGGUUAUACUCAAUACAAUAUAUCUACCAAUACUCAGUGUUUAUGUAUUAGAAUGUAAAUUGUGGCCCGAUCAUCUUAAAUAUCCACUAAUCUUUCUCAUUGUUUAAAAGAACGUGUUCUCAAAAUUGUCAGAUAAGCUGCGAGAGAAUGUUCAGAGACGGGUUAUGCUGUAGAUGUUACGAUAAAUGGAAUAGUGUGAAGGUGAAUCAAAACGAUUUCCAAACCAAAUACUCUUCUGUAGCAGAAACUAUAUAUUUUGUUUUGAAUGCUUUCUAUGCAGCACGCUAUAACGACUGAAUUUGCAUGUAAAAUUAAAGCACACUUUAUUUUACAGUAUAGAUAACACUCAAAUAGGAAAAUACAGUGCAUAAGCCCCCCCCCCAUCAAAAUAUAGGUUUGUUUCUAGAGCGUUCCUACAAAUAUUAUCAUUUCAUUAACAGUGCCUCCUUGUUCGACAGAAGUGUAAAUGUGUUAGCAUUGAUUUGGUAAAGCUAAAGCCAGCUCUGCUUUCUGUAAAGAGAUGUUUGGAUGGAGUCUUUCUCAUUUCUGUUUUUUCCUCUCCUGAAAUUAAGACAAAAAGAGAGAAGCUGCUAAAGAAAAAAAAUGUUUUAUAGCAGUUCUAACAAGCUACUAGAGAAUUAUACAAGUAUUAUAAAGUGUUAAUUGAUAACCGGAAGAUGAAAUGCAACUCGAAAUGGAUCAAAAAUAUGGUAUGUUGUU
Messenger RNA from Tachysurus fulvidraco (yellow catfish), 5490 nucleotides. RefSeq names its product leucine rich repeat containing 38b (gene lrrc38b). The record is from RefSeq and is a predicted model, not a curated record. Gene Ontology annotation, cellular component: voltage-gated potassium channel complex. Bases 852 to 1727 code for a protein of 291 amino acids. The transcript is spliced from 2 exons. Lineage: Eukaryota; Metazoa; Chordata; Actinopteri; Siluriformes; Bagridae. Gene Ontology annotation, molecular function: potassium channel activator activity; transmembrane transporter binding; voltage-gated potassium channel activity.